Molecule: messenger RNA, 1452 nt
Organism: Lodderomyces pseudojiufengensis
Lineage: Eukaryota; Fungi; Ascomycota; Pichiomycetes; Serinales; Debaryomycetaceae
Gene: PEX3
Product: Pex3p
Exons: 1
Coding region: 1-1452 (483 amino acids)
Biological process (GO): protein import into peroxisome membrane
Cellular component (GO): peroxisomal membrane
Molecular function (GO): protein-macromolecule adaptor activity
Source: RefSeq, a predicted model, not a curated record
AUGGCAAUCUUUUCAUCAUUAGCGGGGUUCUUUAAGAGAAAUAAACGAAGAAUCUUUAUCACUAGUGCUGUAACUAUAUCAGUUUAUUUAUUAGUUAAUGAAUUUGUUAUCAAAAAGUUUAAAAAUUAUCAAAAUGCAUUAAGGCAAGAGUUGAUGUUCAAGCAACAAAUCAAACAAAGAUUUUUACAAACUCAACAAGAUUGUUAUUAUACAAUAUUAGCUUUAUUACCAGUCUUAGCAACACCAAUCGUAGAAUCAUUACCAGUUGAAUUCAUAACACAAGCAUUGAGAUUGAAAAAAGGACAACCACAACAACCACAGCCUCAAAUUACUAGUGGAUCAAGUAGCGAGUUGACAGCUGAUAAUUUAAAUUUAUUAGACAAUAAUAACAACCCACAAUCAAAACUUUCAAUAUAUAUGAAUAAGAGCAAAUUAGAGUUAUGGAACUUAUUAAAAAUCAAAACAAUUACAAGAACAUUAACUUUAAUUUAUUCAAUAUCUGGAUUAUUAUUGAUUACGAGGUUACAAUUGAAUGUAUUAGCAAGAAGAUCAUAUUUGGAAUCGGCCAUAUUAAUGGCAGGUGUCAAAGCUAUAAACAAUGAUUCAGAUCCUCAUGAAAAUUAUAUGAUUGAACAAAGUUAUUUAUCAUUAAGUUGGUGGUUGUUAAACAAAGGAUGGUUCAAUUUAAGUUCAUUAAUUGAAAACAUAGUAAUUAAAAAAUUUGAAAAAAUUACACCUAAAACUGAAUUAAGUGUUAUAGAAUUUGAAAUUUUACUAAAUGAUAUUAUAAGUGAAAUAAAUACAAACAAUAAAGAAUUAAUCUUAUCAAACCUAUUCCCAAUAAAUUAUCAAGACUUAUUGGACACUAUUGUUAAUACAAAUCCUGAUUUAAUUCAUUAUUUGGACAUACCGGACUCAAAUUUGAUUAAAUUGAUUAAUGAAACAAACAAUAUAAUGUUAGACGGUAACUUAUACUUUUUUGAUAUUUUAAACUCAUUAAUAUUAACAAAUUUAUCAACUUUAUCAUCUAAUUUAUCAUUGAAUCUAUCAAAUGUGUCAAAUAGUUUGGUUAUGAGUGGUAAUUUACCCGACCAAAAGGGAGACAAUCAAAUCAAUUCCAAAAGUCAAGACAAUAAUAACAUCACUACAUUAUCAACAUCUAAAAUUGUUGAAAUACCGGAUAAAUCAUAUAAAUUAGCAAGUUUCUUAGCUCAAUUAUCGAUACAAAAUGGAAUAAUGAUUAACAAUAAUGAACCACCGCAAGAGGAACAAGAACAAGAUGAAUUUGAAAAUUUGAUGAAUAAUUUAAAUAAUUUUUCAGGAAAUGCUAUUGAACUGGAAACUUUUCAACAAUCUAAUAAUGAUUUAAAUGGUAAUGUAUAUAUUAACAAUAUGAAUAAUUUGGAUGAUUUAGACGAUUUUAGUGCUGGAAUUUAUUCAAAUUUUGAGUAA